Molecule: messenger RNA, 8424 nt
Organism: Ficedula albicollis (Collared flycatcher)
Lineage: Eukaryota; Metazoa; Chordata; Aves; Passeriformes; Muscicapidae
Gene: HDX
Product: highly divergent homeobox
Exons: 10
Coding region: 102-2243 (713 amino acids)
Biological process (GO): regulation of transcription by RNA polymerase II
Molecular function (GO): RNA polymerase II cis-regulatory region sequence-specific DNA binding; DNA-binding transcription factor activity, RNA polymerase II-specific
Source: RefSeq, a predicted model, not a curated record
UCCAGUUCACCUGUUCAGCCUGAGUAUGUCACAAUGCUGAUUGCAAGAGGCUUUCUUGGAAAGUCAGGAAAAAUGUCGGUAAAAGAUUCUGUAGAGAAAACAUGUCAAUCCUCAGUGUUAUCACAGGCACAAAUGAGAGCUGUGCCUCCUGCAAGUGUUACAGCUUCCGUUCCAGCUUUCAGAGUAUCUCCUUUUCCUUUCAGAUGAAUCUGCGUUCUGUAUUUACUGUAGAACAGCAAAGGAUAUUACAGCGUUACUAUGAAAAUGGAAUGACAAAUCAAAGUAAAAAUUGCUUUCAGCUCAUUUUACAGUGUGCACAAGAAACUAAACUGGAUUUCAGCGUGGUCAGGACGUGGGUUGGCAACAAGCGGCGGAAGAUGAGCAGCAAGAGCGCCGUGGAGUCUGGGGGCACCCCCCCGGGGACUGCCCCUGCCACUCCCUCCGUGCCCCCCGAAGCAGCAGUGAGAAACGUGGUAAACAUUGCUCGAUCCCAAAGCCAGCAGUCCUCUUGGACCUCUUCUAACAACGACGUGAUAGUGACUGGUAUCUACAGCCCGGGCAGCUCCUCGGGCCGGCCGGGAGCCGCCAAGCACAUGAACGCCUCCAUGGCAGAGCUGCACAAAACCUCCAUCCCCUGGCUGCCGGGCAAGAGCGACGCAGACUUCCAGCAGCAGCACAUCCCUCUGGGACGGCAAGUACCCCACUGUAAAAACGCCUCCCUCUUAGUGGGGGAAAAGACCAUCAUUCUGUCCAGGCAAACCAGCGUGCUCAAUUCUGCCAACUCCAUCUACAGUCACACGAAGAAAGGCUCCUCGGUGCAGACGGCGGAGCUGGUGUUACCUCAGAAGCCCAUGAUCUGCCACAGGCCCUGCAAGGCCGAGCCCCUGGGCUGCCAGCGCCUGCACAAAGCCGGGCCGGCGGCGCAGGCGCCCCCCGGGCCCAGGGCUCAGCCCCGGGAGCCGGCCUGCGGCGGCCAGAACCUGGAGAUCCGCGAGGUGUUCUCGCUGGCCCUCACCGAGCAGCCCCAGCGCCUGCUGGCGGCCGGCGGCGCGCACAAACCCGCCCCGGAGGGCGGCUGCCUGUCCAUCGCCAUGGAGACGGGCGACGUGGAGGACGAGUACGCCCGUGAGGAGGAGCUGGCCUCCAUGGGAGCGCAGAUCCAGAGCUGCUCCCGCUUCUGUGAGGGCGGCGGCUCCGGCCAGAGCCGCGGCGGGGGCUGCGGGGCGCAGCUGGGCAGUGCCAGGGACGUGCCCGACAACCUCCUGUACCACAGCAGAGAGUUCCAGCUGCCUGCGCGGACCUCAUUGCACACAGCACCCAGCACCAUUUACAACACCAACAGCGCUGCCAGAAGUACCUUUUCUCCUCAUUUUACAUCUUCAAGUCAACUGAGGCUGUCACAAAACCAAAAUAAUUACCAGAUUUCAGGAAACCUUACUGUGCCUUGGAUUACAGGUUGUUCCAGAAAAAGAGCAUUACAGGACCGCACACAAUUUAGUGACCGAGACUUAGCUACCCUAAAGAAAUACUGGGACAAUGGCAUGACCAGCCUGGGCUCAGUCUGCAGAGAGAAAAUUGAAGCUGUGGCUGCAGAAUUAAAUGUUGACUGUGAAAUAGUUCGGACUUGGAUUGGGAAUCGAAGACGGAAAUAUCGUUUAAUGGGGAUUGAGGUCCCACCCCCUAGAGGAGGUCCUGCUGAUUUCUCUGAUCAAUCUGAAUUUGUUUCUAAAUCAGCACUUAAUCCAGGAGAGGAAACUGCUACUGAAGUGGGGGAUGAUAAUGAUAGGAAUGAUGAAGUAUCAAUCUGCUUAUCUGAAGGAAGCUCACAAGAAGAGACAAAUGAAGCUCUUCAAAAUGAAGAAAUUGGCCACAAAGAUGAUGACCAGAAUCCAGUUUCCACUGAUAAUGUGAAAAUCGAAAUUUUAGAUGAUGGAGAGAGUGAUCUGACCAGCAAUUCUGAAGUGGAUCAGAUGAGUUCUCUUUUGGAUUACAAGAAUGAAGAAGUCAGGUUCAUCGAGAGUCAGCUGGAGAACCACAAACAGAAAUAUUUUGAGCUGCAGUCGUUUACCCGGAGUUUGAUACUUGCAAUUAAAUCAGAUGAUAAGGAACAGCAGCAGGCUCUGCUUUCAAACUUACCUCCUGAACUUGAAGAAAUGGAUUUCAACCACACAUCCCCGGAGCCCGACGAUACCUCAUUCAGCCUCUCAUCCCUGUCAGAGAAAAACGCCUCAGACAGUUUGUGAUGGCUUUUUUUUUGUGGAAAAGACAGAACAGACAGCCCACAGGAGGUGCAGGGUUCAGGGGACAGAGAGGCUUUUGCUCUGCAGUGUUCUCAGCCCAAGGGAGGCAGCCUGUGCUGCAGGGCAGCUCCUCCCAGCCUUGCAGUGCCCAGGAAUUUGGGAAUGCUGGGUUUGGAAAAGCAAAGAACUGCCUGAGGGAAGGGUUCACUGGUAGCAGCUUGGGUAGGAUUAACUUGGACUCUCCAGUACAACUCUGGCUCUGUAGCAAAGUCUUUUUGAGCAGGAGUGGGAAACAAAUGUCGUGUCACACACAGCGAAUUCUCCAGCUCCACGUGCUCCCCAGGCCUGUUUAUUAUAUUUUUCCCCAUUUUUACUCAGGUAGGUGGACUAAAAAUUGGGGAUCCAAAUAGAAUAACAGGCUUUCUCUGAGUUGUGCUUGAAAACCUGAAAUUAAACUGAAGUGUUUUCUGUUUUCUAACUUGAGAUUGUUAAAUCUUCCAUUUUUCUGACCAAAAUAGCUGAAAAAACCUUGAAAGGCUAACUGAAAAAAAUGAAUUAUUGUUAAUAAAUUAUUAAUGCAAGGAAGCAGUGAUAAGUGUUGGAAGAAAUGAGGUGGAAAUGGGAACCCUGAUAGCUGCAGGACACAACUUCCUAGCACAGUAGCAAUGGGAUUGGAUGUUUACACUCAUUAGAGUUUAAUGAUUGUAGUCACAGUUCUUAUUUGUCAAAGCCUGAAUGCUAAAGUUCUUAUUAUUAUUUUAAGUCUUGGUUAAAUAUUUUUCCACAAACUUUGCUCCAGUUUACCGAGCCAGUCAGAAUUCCACAGCUGUCAUUGCAUGCUGAAAGGUUUUCCAGUGAGUUUUGCAGGUCUGGUGUGAAGCCCUGCCUGGUGCAUUUUUUGGCAAGUGCCAUUUCUAAACUGUGAUCUCGAUUGCAGGCAGGGGCUGAACUGAGUUUCUUCCUUCCCAGAGCUGUUGGCACUGAAUCCCUUCACUGCUGUGGUGGAAUGGAUGGCAGAGAUGUUCAGGUGGACUCAGUGGGGUGUGUUGGUGUCCAUGAAUGCCUGGCCCUGGCAGUGGUGACAGGCUGGUGACAGCCCAAGGCAGGUCUCAGUCCUGGAGCUCUUUUCCUCCAGGAUGGUUCUGUGGAUGCUGCAGGUGCCUGCCCAUGGCAUUGAUGCUCCAAUUCCAGCCUGGGUAUCCCUCACCAAGCAUUUUUCACACUGGUACUUCAGUCUGGUAAAAAACCUAAUCUUCCCAUUUUAAGCCAAAUAAUAAUUGACUCUGGGGAAUCCUUGUUCAUGCAGUGAGUAAUCCCCUUCAUUUCAGUGGGAGGUCCAAGGUGUAGCUCAGAAAAUCCAGAGUGUUGGGGAAAUAUUUACAUCUCUCUUUUCUUUAAUGCUGGGAUUAAACUGGGGUUUUAGGGUUUUCUCAGUCUGAUCAGUUCCUCCCUAAUCACUUGUACAGCUCUUUUUGUUUAGAAUCAGUAGUGAGCUCUGUUCUUUCAGGUUUUUAGUCUCUCCUCUCCUUGGGCAUGAGGAGCUUUUAGCAAUACUGUUAAAUACCAGCUGCAGAAAGGGCAGGAACAGCUUUAAAAGGUCUUCUGAAAAACCAAAAGUCUGUUCUGCCCCCUGUACAGUUCUGUAAAUCCCCAGCAGAGCUUCCCUUCCACAGAGAAAGCCCAGAGUUCCAAGCUGCUGUGUGUGAGUUGAGGCAUUAAAACUCAGAGUAGAGAUGGAGUUUGUGAGCAGAGCUGACAGUGCUGUCCUUCACAGGGGGGAUAGAGCUGAGCUGGAAUUCUGCUUGCUCUGAAAAACUCAUUUAUAAAGGAUGUUCUAUGCCAGGCUGACAAUGGUUCCUAUUGCUGUUCUCUAGACAGAAAAUUUGUGCCACUGACAAUGAAACUUCUUGUUUUUUGUGAAAUCUAAAAAAAUAGUGCUGGGAUUUGCCACUAUUUGGUCCCUGUUUUCCUGCUUCUUCCACUUGAAUUCCCAUGACAGAGGGCAGGAUACUCUUAACAGGAGUUCUCAAUUUCAUGGUCAAUGAAAUCAUCCACCUUCCUGCAAGAAAAACUUCCAUUCAUGAUUCCUAUUUUGCUGUCUUGCUGCUAUUUCAUAUCCAAACAAAUAGAAGGGAUGAAUUUUGAAUGAACUGUUUGCUAGAUACAAACAAUUGUGUCAGUCCCUGUUCUCCAGGAAUCUGGAAUCCUGCUGGAGAGAAGAGCAGGCGAGGGGGAUGUUCUGUGGGGAGACAGAACACAGCCUGGGACACUUGACAACACUACAGGAUCAUCAGGAAAAACAGUAUAAAUUAUACCCCUGAGUAACAGAAUCUGGGAAGGAAGAUGCUCCACAGCUCCUUGGCUGGGUUUCUUUCAGUAUCAGUGUGGAUUUCCACCAAAAUCUAAUGACUGUUACCAUUAGAGGUGGUUAAAUGUUGGUGGAGAGCAGUGAGGGUGGCUCUGGGGUGGGUUUGGGUUCAGGGUGUUUCCCCUGUCUGUAGGAUGGUAAAAAACUGCAUUUAGUGCAGUUCAUCAUUUCAUAACCUCCCACAGGAGAUAAAGCUCGCCCUGUGCUUUCCAGGGUGACAGAACCCAGCCCCCUUUCUGCUCAGUGAGUGACUAAUGUGAAUUAUGGUGGUUUUGUCACCUUUCUGUGGCCAUGGGUCAGUGUUUGACCAUCCUUCAAAGUCUCUCAUUUACUUUGCCCAUGAACAGUGACUUCCCUGGUGUUGUUCAUUCCUAAAGCAUCCGUGGGAACAUCAGUGAUGUCUUUCUGAAGAAGCCCAGGUGCAAAAAUGGCCCAGAGCAAACACUUUACCCAGAGGCAGGACAGGCUCUCCCUGGGGAGCUGCUUUUGAUGCUGGACAGUUUGCUCAUGGUUAAAAUCCUGUUUCCUGGAGCUCUGCCUCCUUUCCUCUUCCUGCAGGUGAUGCUUCAGUCACAUCCAUAGGUCUGACAGGAGUAACAGUAUCAGGAAAUACUCCAAUAAAACAAUAAAUACUCCAGUAGGUGAAUUUGGGGCAGGUUAAAGGUCCCUGAGCAGAUGAACCUAAGAGGUUUCUGGAGUGCCUGGCCCUGGAGGCAGCUCUGCACUUUAAUCUCUCCAAGUAUUUCUUUUCACUUAGGCAAUAAAAGGUCUGAAAUGAAGGAUUAGGGGCUGUGCAGCCCUGUGAGUGAGGAAUGUCCUGGUUCUUUCUUCCCUGAGGGGAGAAGCUGUGUCUGCUGCUGGGCUCAGACAGGGGAGUGAUGAACAAACCAGCAGCAUCAAGGACAUCCUGGCUUGGGAUGGAUCUGCCCUGGCCUUUGGGAUCUGCUGUGACCCUGAACAGCAGCUCUGCACAGUCUGAGCUUCCCCUCAGUCACUGCUGGCCUCUGCUCUCGGGGUGCUGCUGCUGUGAGGAGGGACAGGAACGUGCAUGAAGGGAGCAGCUCAGAAUUCCUGGCACUGGGACAAUUCACAGCUUGUUCCAGCCCAAAGCUUGAUGUGCAGCCCUGCCCAGCUCCCCCAGACCAGGGGCUGAAGGGCUGGAACCUGGCUCAGACUCUGCCUUUCCUGCCCCAAAUCCUCCCAGCUCAGCAAAGUUAGGGAGUGAGGAAACUCCACCUGGCUGCCAGAGAACAUGAGCUGCAUUGUGGGCCUUGAUUUCUUUAAUCAAGAACUUUUUACCACACUGACCACAUGUGAAAUCUGAAAAUCUGGGGGAAAAAAUAAUAGUCAGAGAGCAGCACUACAAAAUAGGUGUUUUCCAUGGAAGAACAGGAAUUUAAUCUGAGUAUUUAUUGCUCUGGAAAGCAGCAGCUGCUUUGGUCAGAACAGAAACGGGGCAGAGCCUUGGGCUUGUGGAGGUUCUUUUCCCCCAAAGGAGUAAAUCCUCUUGGCUGAAGGAGCUGUUCAGGGAUGUUCCUGGAAGGAAAACAGUUCAGGUCAGUGCUUUGGCUCUGGGAACAGUUUCCCAUGUCACUGAACUAAGUCAAUAACUCUUUUCCAGCUCUGAUUUACAUUUUACACAACACUACCUCUGAAACGUGACACCCCUUAAACCCACACAGAAAAUGUGAAUCUAGGAAAUUUUUUUAACCUUUUAUAGGCAAUAAAUUAUUCCCAUUGUGCAUCCUUCAGUUUGUGCUUGGUUUUUGCUGAGUGUGAGCCAUCACUUUGUUUUUGUUUCAGUGCUGUUUUUCUGUAUUUGUGUUCAUCACAGUCUGUGGAGAAGGAAAUAAUGGGAUAUUAGGGAGAAAAACUUAGCAUAUGUUAAUGGGAGAAAAUAUUUCUGUUAAAGCUGAAGGAUGAUGGGGUGGCUGUGCUGGUUUUGGUGCAGUUACUGUGAGAAAUUGGUAUUAUCCUUAAUUCUGGUGUUAGUGAUUGUUGGAACAUUGCUCAGUGCAUCAGAUGACUUAAUCUGAGAGAGCAGUCAGUGAUCUCAGCACUGUAAGGAAAAGGAUUUUACACUUCCUGAGACAUCACAGUUCAUAAAUACCUCGGCAGAUUUUUGUUUCAGUUGUUUCCUUUUUUUGGCAUAACUUCAUAGAGACCUUGUAGAAAGAAUUUUGAAGUGUUAAAUGAAAAUGGGUCAGUAACAAACUGAGGUCAAAUGUAGAUUUAGACCAUGUUUGUAUUCAGGUUUCAUCUGAAAAGAGUUCCUUGAAUUUCCCCCAUCACAUUUCUCUCCCUGGAGUGCAGGGGAAGGGUGGCAGGAUGCACAAGGGGGAUGGAGAGAAGGAGGCACAAGGAGGCAGAAAUGAAGGUUCUGGGUUUUAAUCAAGAUAAUUUCAAUAAAUUAAAAGGUUUCUGUGCUGUGGAAAACAAGAGCUUCUGCUUUGUCUGCAGAUUUUGUGAAAUACAGUUCAAAAAGUCAUUGGCAAAUCCACUGAGUUGUGCUGGGGGAAAACUUUCUUCUCCAGUAGGAAUUUUAUCAUUUCUGGGGUUGUUUCUGGAAUUACUGAGUGUGUGUGAACACUCAGGUGCAGAUUUACAAUGUGCACAGACACACUGAACUUGAUCACAGUAGCUCUACAAAGGUAUUUUAACUUGAAAUGUUAAUGGAAUUCUUCUCAAGUAGAUUUCAUUUGCUCUUAUUUUUCUGUCUUGCUGCAUAUCAAUUGCAUAGUUCUGAAAAUUAGUCAAAUACAUCCAUACAAAAAUGGUUUAUUGUUUAUGUCCUUGCAACUGGUAACUUUCAGGCUUGGAAAUUUAUGAAAAUGCCCAUAAUGAUAUUUCUAAGUAAUUUUGGCAAAUAAAUAAACUGCUGUAUUUCUGAAGAGAUCAUGAAUCUUCUGCCACAAUAACUUCUGCUUUAUUUUCACUGUAGGAAUCAGUUUCAUUUUUAAAAAAUUGAAAAUUAAAUAUUACUGUAUAACUUGGAUGUUUUCCUUUGCCUGCAAAACAGGAUAAUUGAUGAUUUAAAAUCUUUUAUCAUUUCCUUCUGGGCCAAUUCCUUAAGCUUUGUAACCUGAGCAUAUUCCUGAGUUUCUGUGUGAAAAUCUUUAUUUAUAUUGCAUUUUUAUGAUUUGUAUCAGUAUGUGUAGCAAAGAAACUACUACAAACCUUCAACUGAAGUACCUCCACUAUGGUCCAGGACACCUGAUCUGGGCAUUUUGAGUGCCAGAUGCCCAGAGAAACAGUCCAGACAUUUGUAUUGAGUUGGUUUUCUGUGUAUAUAAAGGGUAUUUAUAAUCUUGUAUUAACAGAGUCAUCAUUGGAAAUGCUGAUUUCCUGCUUUAGAAGCCUGCUCAGCUAUUUUUAUAAAAAACGUUGGUCUUCGCCUUAAUUUUUUUUUUUUUUGUGAAAAGUUGUGCCAUAGAUAUUUUAACUUAUCCACAGAUCCUUGACAGAGUUUGCUUUGACUUCUGUUAAUUAAUUAUUUCUUCCUCAAACUGUCCUAAUUUGUUUUUUCUUCCAAAUGCAUCUCAAGGUUGAUUUGCUUUCUUAAUUUUUUUUUUUUUUGAAGAUCCCUUCAUCUGCAUGCUUUGGUAGCUCGAGUUUUUCCUCUGUAGUUCAUUGUUUAUAGUUUAGAAGAACCUUUUAUUGAAACCCCCUGAAGUAAUGCUUGUACAAAUGUAUUUAGGGUGGCCCAGAUGGUCAGAGAAAAGGGCUAUUUAGCAUUGGUAAAUUUGUCUACUGACUCAAGGAUAUUUUUCUACGUCUGUCAAGUUUGGGACUAUGGAGAAAUGAAAUAAAGGUGAA